UUGCACAUAAUAAUCAACUCAUCUUUCCUAUGCGGACUCAAUAGAAUAUAUCGUCAAGAUAGUUUGAUAAAUCUGUUGGUUUGGUGAAAAUGUAAAUUUGUAUUUGUAAAAUUCGUUUAGUUCGUCUGCAACCCAAUGUGCUAUGAAAAUAGACGCAAUUCAAGAAAAACGUUUGAAGGACAUAAUUUUAUUGAAUUAAUGUUAAUUCGUUUUGAAACUAGAAACUAGUACAACGAAGUCGAAAUCGUUCGUAAAGUAUAUUUUGUUGAAAUAAAACUUCUUUCAGGACUUGAAAAAUAUACAUAGCUUUCUAUAAUGAAAACAGCAAGUUUCUUUUCGCUCUUGAAACAAAAUGGUCACGUUUUACUAUCAUUGUCUGGAAUAGGCUGUCUGGUACUAUCUUUGUUUUUGAUCGCGUCGUCUAACAGCGAAAGUGAUCGGAGGUACAACGAGAUAUUGGAUCAUCUUGCAGAAAUGAAAAAAGGAGGAGGUUCCAUGAACGCAGACAUUGCGUUAAAACAGCAAUUUAAAAGAGGUAAUCAAGCUGAAGACAGAAGAAAGAGGGAUGUGGAUGAGCAUGAAAAACCGAAGCAUGUACCUCAUUUAUAUGAGUCAGGUGGUGCACUAUAUGUAAGAUGGGGACGAACAUCAUGUCCAGACAAUUAUACAGAAUUAGUAUAUGACGGUAUUGUGGGUGGAUCUUGGCAUGAUCAUCAAGGAGCAGCUACAAAUUUCCAAUGCUUGCCACACAACCCUGUCUGGGGCCGUUUCACAAGCAGCGCUGGGAAUGCCUUCAUGUAUGGCGUGGAAUAUAAUGAUGGAAUGGUUGGCAUAAUGGAUUUAGUCAAGGUUGAAAACAAUUUACAAAAUCAAAAUGUCCCAUGUGCCGUUUGUCGAAGCAGUGUUAGAGUUAGCUCACUGAUGGUUCCCGGGAAGAAUGAUUGCUUUGACGGCUGGUACCUAGAAUAUAAUGGAUAUCUCAUGGCUGGUCACCACGGCUCCAAAGCUGGUACUCAAUACAUAUGCGUAGACGAAUCACCGGAAGCAGAUCCAGCCGGUUACAGGGACGAAGACGGAGCUUUGCUCUACAGAGUUACAGCUCAGUGCGGGUCUUUGCCUUGCCCGAGAUACGUUCAAAACAGGGAAUUUACAUGCGCAAUUUGCACAAAAUAGUGAGCAUUACGCCUUCCACUCACUGUAUUGGAAUGGGUAACUGUCAGUAUAAAUCACAUAGUGGUUUAUGUAUUUUUGCCGGUAUUCACGAUCAAAAUUGUUGAAAAUAACUGAUAAUAAUAACAACAGGCUGUGGAUAGUAACGGCAAUGUUUACAUGAAGACCUCAAGGAUUUUUUUAUAAAUGAUAAAUAUGCUAUAGAAUCCAAUUGUUUCAGAUUUCUGCAAUAAACCUAUAUUGCUUUUU
Mercenaria mercenaria is the source of this 1419-nucleotide messenger RNA. RefSeq lists its product as uncharacterized. The coding region runs from base 316 to 1173 and encodes 285 amino acids. The record is from RefSeq and is a predicted model, not a curated record. The transcript is spliced from 4 exons. Lineage: Eukaryota; Metazoa; Mollusca; Bivalvia; Venerida; Veneridae.